CUAGGAACAUGGAACACGCCAGGUGUCUGAGGAAGUUGUGCGGAAUUGGAUACCGCUUAAUUAGUCAAAAUAAUGGAUUGAGAGACUCUUCAAAAUUAAUUCAAUACAGGGCAUUCCGCGUUAACAGUGCAGUGCAGCAGCAGCCCUUGGUGGAGCGCCCGGAGUUCCCCGGCUCCUCGGCGGAGUUCACGGGCCGGCUGGAGUUCGUGGAGCCGGACGUGGCGUCGGGGAUCCCCGUGUACCGGGUGAUGGGCCGGCGGGGGGAGAUCGUCAGCCCCUCGGAGGACCCGCAGCUACCCCAGGAGACAGUGGUGGACUUCUAUAAAAGCAUGACCCUGUUCAACACCAUGGACAGAAUCCUCUACGAGUCCCAGAGACAGGGUCGGAUCACAUUCUAUGCGACCAACUUUGGGGAGGAGGGUACGCACAUUGGCAGCGUGGCAGCUCUGGACCCCACUGAUCUGGUUUUCGGCCAGUACAGAGAAGCAGGGGUCCUGCUCUAUCGGGGGUUCCCCCUGGACCUGUUCAUGGCCCAGUGCUACUCCAACGCAGACGACCUGGGGAAGGGUCGGCAGAUGCCCGUCCACUACGGCAGCAAGGACCUCAACUUCGUCACCAUCUCCUCCACCCUGGCCACGCAGAUUCCACAGGCGGUCGGCGCCGCGUACGCGAUCAAGCGGGCGAGCUCGGAUCGCGCGGUCAUCUGCUACUUCGGCGAGGGGGCCGCCAGCGAGGGCGACGCCCACGCCGGCCUGCACUUCUCCGCCACCCUGGAGUGCCCCAUCAUCUUCUUCUGCCGCAACAACGGCUACGCCAUCUCCACCCCCACCAGCGAGCAGUACCGCGGCGACGGCAUCGCGGGACGGGGCGCGGGUUACGGCAUCGCGUCGAUCCGCGUGGACGGCAACGACGUGUUCGCCGUCUACAACGUCACCAAGGAGGCCCGUCGCCGCGCGGUCGCCGAGAACCGGCCCUUCCUCAUCGAGGCCAUGACCUACAGAGUGGGCCACCACAGCACCAGUGACGACAGCUCGACCUACCGCUCGCUGGACGAGGUCAGCUACUGGGAGAAGCAGGAUCACCCGAUUGGUCGGCUGGGGCGGUACCUGGCCGCGCGCGGCUGGUGGGGCGAGGAGGAGGAGCAGGCGUGGAGGAAGGAGGCGCAGCGCCGGGUCAUGGAGGCGCUCCAGAAGGCCGAGGGGAGGCCCAAGCCCCACCCCGACCUGCUCUUCACCGACGUGUACCAGGAGGUGCCCCCGCACCUGGAGAAGCAGAAGGGAGCCAUGUGGAAGCACUUGAAGGAGUACAAAGAGCACUACCCCCUGGAGCUCUACGAGGAGUAACCAGGGCAACGGGGGGGGGGUCAAGGUAAAUAGAAUAUGGUAGGGGGAGGGGGUUGUCUGAUGACACAGAGCCACACACAAAGGUGCCCGUAUAUUACAGGAUAUACCCGUUCUAAUUAAUUUUGAUAAUGUGUGCUAUUGAGCAGAGACAUGGCGGGUAAGUGCAGUGAUACAGUAAACACAAUAAAUACAAAAUAAAAUGCUUCAUGUUGGGACACAGGAA
Anguilla anguilla (European eel) is the source of this 1566-nucleotide messenger RNA. RefSeq names its product 2-oxoisovalerate dehydrogenase subunit alpha, mitochondrial-like. Gene Ontology annotation, biological process: branched-chain amino acid catabolic process. NCBI's taxonomy places the organism in Eukaryota, Metazoa, Chordata, Actinopteri, Anguilliformes, Anguillidae. The transcript is spliced from 8 exons. Gene Ontology annotation, molecular function: oxidoreductase activity, acting on the aldehyde or oxo group of donors, disulfide as acceptor. Bases 9 to 1343 code for a protein of 444 amino acids. The record is from RefSeq and is a predicted model, not a curated record.